This is a messenger RNA of Hevea brasiliensis (rubber tree), 1096 nucleotides long. Its product is annotated as ethylene-responsive transcription factor ERF109. The transcript has a single exon. Gene Ontology annotation, molecular function: DNA-binding transcription factor activity; DNA binding. The record is from RefSeq and is a predicted model, not a curated record. Bases 78 to 893 code for a protein of 271 amino acids. Gene Ontology annotation, biological process: ethylene-activated signaling pathway; regulation of DNA-templated transcription. NCBI's taxonomy places the organism in Eukaryota, Viridiplantae, Streptophyta, Magnoliopsida, Malpighiales, Euphorbiaceae.
UCAGAGCAUCUCCAUUUUCGGGACGAAACGCAAACAACAGAUUUCAGAUUUCUCUCUCAACAUCACCCAAAUCAAGCAUGCACGAGCCAUCAAAGCGAAAACUCACUGGAUCUCCGGAGAACGACUUUUCCCAGUCUCCACUUUCACCACCUCGCCUUACCCAAGAGCAAGAAUUCGCCGUCAUGGUCACAGCCCUGAAAAAUGUUGUCUCCGGUUGCGUCACCACCAACAGUACAGCGGCAUUAACGGAUUUCUCGCAGGAGUUGUUUCGCCUUCAGUUCUCUACCACUGUUGCUACUUCAUCACAGUUCGCUGCUAGUUCUUCCGCUACUGUUACAGCUGGUUUUUGUAACCCAAUACUGCCACCGUCGGAUCUUGACAUGUGCAAUGUUUGCAAGAUCAAAGGAUGUCUAGGAUGCAAUUUUUUCCCGCCAAAUCAAGAAGAAAAGAAGGGGACACGAAAAAGAGUGAAGAAAAAUUACAGAGGAGUAAGACAGAGGCCGUGGGGUAAAUGGGCAGCAGAAAUCAGGGAUCCGCGGAGGGCGAUGCGGGUUUGGCUAGGGACAUUUAACACAGCGGAGGAGGCGGCAAGAGCCUAUGAUAAGGCGGCGAUAGAUUUUCGAGGGCCAAGAGCAAAGCUCAAUUUUCCAUUUCCAGACAACGUUUGUAAUAGCAACAAUUCAGAAGAGCAAAGCACUCAAGAGCAAGAGCAACAACCGAAGGAAAAUGGGAAAAGAAGUGAACUUGAAUUAGAAAUGGAAAUGGGAAAGGGGAAGGAAAGUGAAUUCUGGGAAAAGAUUGGAGAAGAUGAAAUUCAAGAAUGGAUGACGAUGAUGGAUUUUUGUGGAAAUUCUUCAGAUUCUGGUGGUACUGCUACUACUAUAGGCAAAUAAUUAAUUGUAAAUUUCAAUUUUUUAAAAAAUUUUGUCUUAAUGAUUCUUACAUCUUUUUCCUGAGAGAAUCAUUAUCAAUGAUUUUAGAAUGCCAGGUUUAUAAUUCCUUUUGACGAAGUGUAUAAUAAUGAAGUAGUUACUAAUUAUAAAUUUUCAACAGAGAAAGUGCAUACUGAUAUAUUAUCUUUUGAGAUUUCAGAUUA